Henningerozyma blattae CBS 6284 is the source of this 921-nucleotide messenger RNA. RefSeq names its product ubiquinone biosynthesis protein COQ4 (gene COQ4). Gene Ontology annotation, cellular component: mitochondrial inner membrane; mitochondrion. Gene Ontology annotation, biological process: ubiquinone biosynthetic process. The transcript has a single exon. The coding region runs from base 1 to 921 and encodes 306 amino acids. The record is from RefSeq and is a predicted model, not a curated record. Lineage: Eukaryota; Fungi; Ascomycota; Saccharomycetes; Saccharomycetales; Saccharomycetaceae.
AUGUCUGGUUUGAGUACAAAAAUAUUAUCUCCGGUUAAUCUUCAAAAAAAUGCAUUCCUUAUAGCUUCAGCCCUUUCAUUAACCAAAUUUCUAAUUGGAAACCAAUCUGGAUUAGCUAAUAAGAUUGCAAACUCAGAAUUAGAUUCAAUUCCUUUAGAGUAUAUAAGCAAGAAGCGUGUUCCCAAUUACCCAGGUCAUAUUCCCUUAUCUAGUACUGAAAAGUUUGCCUUAUUUACAUCAUCUGCAAUUAAGUCAUUUUUUCAUCCAGAAGAUGGGAUGAAUAUUGUUAAUCUAGGUGAAUCUACCGCUAUAACUCCAUUUUUGGACAGAUUAACCAAUACGAUGUUAUCGGACCCAGUAGGUCGUCAAAUUAUAAGAGAAAGACCCAAUAUUUCAGAAAAUGAAAUUAGCAUGGAGAAACUAGCUACAUAUCCAAAGAAUUCUUUGGGUUAUACUUUUUAUCAUUGGUGCAGAACUGAAAAUGUAACACCAGAUACAAGGGCAGAAGUUAAGUAUAUUGAUGAUCCUUUACAUGCGUUUGUAUUUAAAAGAUAUAGGCAAUGUCAUGAUUUUUAUCAUGCCUUAGUUAAUAUGCCUAUCAUUAUUGAAGGUGAAAUAACUAUUAAAGCUUUAGAAGGUGCCAACUUGGGCGUUCCAAUGGCAAUAAUGGGUGGGCUAUUUGCUCCUUUACGAUUAAAGGCAUCUCAAAGAAAAAGGCUAAGAGAAAUUUACAUCCCAUGGGCUUUGAAAACAGGUUGGACAUGUAAACCUUUAAUUAAUGUUUAUUGGGAAAAAAAUUUAGAUAAAGAUAUUAAUGAAAUCAGGAAAGAAUUAGGCAUUGAGUUGCCACCUAAUUUAAGAGAACUACGUAAGAAGCAACGUGAAGAGAGAAAAGCUAUCAAUAGCUUAAAUAGUAAAUAA